Messenger RNA from Aedes aegypti (yellow fever mosquito), 1604 nucleotides. Its product is annotated as excitatory amino acid transporter 3. The coding region runs from base 146 to 1570 and encodes 474 amino acids. Gene Ontology annotation, cellular component: plasma membrane. NCBI's taxonomy places the organism in Eukaryota, Metazoa, Arthropoda, Insecta, Diptera, Culicidae. Gene Ontology annotation, biological process: L-glutamate transmembrane transport. The record is from RefSeq and is a predicted model, not a curated record. Gene Ontology annotation, molecular function: L-glutamate transmembrane transporter activity; neutral L-amino acid transmembrane transporter activity; glutamate:sodium symporter activity. The transcript has 4 exons.
GGAAAAGCGCAGUACUAUUCUCACCUUAUCGCAUGCGCGUUUGGAGUGCUAUUUGGGGUUAUUCGUCACUCUGUAAGUAGACCCCAAUUGCUCAGAUUAUUGUUCAAGUUGUUUGCAAUCAGUAACAUAGGAGUGGAACUUCGAAAUGGCACGAAUAAGUAAAGCCGCGUUACGACGCUUCCUGAAUCAAAACCUAUUGAUCACGCUAACUAUUGGCGGUGUGAUUAUCGGCAUAGCGCUUGGAUUGGGAUUGCGGAACAUUGGUGAACAUGGCAGCACAUGGACUCAAAGAAAUGUUAUGUACGUUAACUUCGUCGGCGAUCUGUUUCUGCGGGUGAUAAAGGCCAUUAUACUGCCAUUAAUUGUGACGUCACUUAUCUCGGCGGUAGGAUCACUGGAAACGAGCCUGUCCAAGAAAAUAGGUGGCAUGGCUAUUGUAUACUACAUUACUACGACGGUCAUAGCCGUGUUAGAAGGAGUUGCUUUGGUGAUAACCAUACAGCCUGGAGUACGAUCUGGUGACGAUCAACUGUCGGAAAAUGGUUCCAAAGCUAACAUCACUACGGCUGAUACUCUGUUGGAUCUUAUCCGUAAUAUAUUUCCCCCCAACGUGGUACAAGCCUGCCUGCAGCAGUACCAAACUGUGCUAACUCCCCCCAAGGCGCAUCCCACUGAGACAGAUCUUGAAAAGUGGGAUAUUAGCGGGCGCUUCACGGACGGCACCAAUUUAAUCGGUAUCGUGGCUGCAUCAAUUGUGUUUGGCGUUGCGUUGAGUGUCGUUAAAAAUGAAGCACAAAUACUAUUGAAAUUUGUUCAACAGCUUUCGCAAACCGUUAUGAAGAUUACCGGUUGGAUUAUAUGGCUCUCACCGAUUGGCGUCUUAUCACUCAUUAUGGCCAAGUUUCUAGAGAUGGAAGAUCUGGCCGAUGUGUUCAACAAGCUCGGCAUGUACUUUGCGGUGGUCACGGGUGGCAUAAUAUUCCACGGAGUGGUAACCCUUCCGGCCAUAUAUUUCAUAUUCACGCGUAAGAACCCGUACACCUUUCUUGCAAAUAUGGGUCAAGCUCUGGCAACGGCUUUUGGCGCAUCGUCCAGUUCGGCGGCACUUCCGGUUACGCUCAAGUGUUUGGAGGAGAAGAACCAUAUCGACACUCGGAUAACCCGAUUCGUUAUACCGAUUGGCACAACAAUCAAUAUGGAUGGCACUGCGUUGUAUGAGGCAGUGGCGGCCAUCUUCAUAGCCCAGAUGCGUGGAAUAGACAUGACAUUUGGUAAGGUUCUAGCGGUCGCUAUUACGGCCACCGCUGCCAGUAUCGGUACAGCAGCUGUUCCACAAGGUGGUUUAGUAACGCUAGUAAUGGUUUUGGAUUCCAUUGGUCUCCCCAGCGAAGAUGUUUCACUGAUUAUUGCCGUUGAUUGGCUGGUAAAUCGGAUUCGUGCAGCCGUGAAUGUUUUGGGUGACUGCUUUGGAGCCGGCAUUGUAGCACAUUACAGCAAAAAGGAUCUCACAAACGAGGACACGGACAAUGAAAAGUCUCCAGAAAGUAUUGCGAUUAAUGAAAAUAAAUAAUUGUAAAUAAAAUGCUUGUGAUAUGAACAAAAGA